Messenger RNA from Onychostoma macrolepis, 3257 nucleotides. It is a transcript of the gene pdcd6ip, whose product is annotated as programmed cell death 6 interacting protein. Gene Ontology annotation, biological process: mitotic cytokinesis. Lineage: Eukaryota; Metazoa; Chordata; Actinopteri; Cypriniformes; Cyprinidae. The record is from RefSeq and is a predicted model, not a curated record. Gene Ontology annotation, cellular component: endosome. Bases 83 to 2689 code for a protein of 868 amino acids. The transcript is spliced from 18 exons. Gene Ontology annotation, molecular function: protein binding.
AACCAGGAAGUGCUGUGUCUUUGUUUUUGUCCGUCUGCAGUGUUCUCAUUCUCCACUAGAACUGUGUUUAUCGCGGGCCCAAAUGGCGACGUUUAUUUCUGUCCCGCUGAAGAAGUCAUCGGAGGUCGACUUAGUAAAACCGUUGUCGAAAUUUGUAACGUCCACGUAUCCUCCCGGUGAGGAGCAGACGGAGUAUCUCCGUGCCGUGGAAGAGCUCAAUAAGCUGCGUAAAAGUGCUCUUGGGAGGCCGCUGGACAAACACGAGAGCUCGCUGGAAAUCCUGCUGCGAUAUUAUGAUCAGCUCUGUGCAAUUGAACCCAAAUUUCCUUUUACAGAGUUAUGUCUGACAUUUACAUGGAAAGAUGCUUUUGAUAAAGGAUCUUUGUUUGGAGGCUCAGUCAAGCUUGCAUUGGCAAGUGUGGGCUAUGAGAAGACGUGUGUGUUGUUUAAUGUGGGUGCACUGGCCAGUCAGAUUGCUUCUGAGCAGAAUCUCGACAAUGACGAGGGAUUGAAGACCGCCGCCAAGUUCUACCAGCUGGCAAGUGGUGCAUUUGCUCAUAUAAAGGAUACAGUGCUCUCUGCAUUGAAUAGAGAGCCCACCAUGGACAUCUCCCCCGAGACGGUGGGCACGCUCAGUCAGAUCAUGCUCAGCCAGGCACAGGAGGUCUUCGUUCUCAAAGCCACUGCUGAUAAGAUGAAGGACGCCAUUGUCGCUAAACUUGCCAACCAGGCGGCAGAUUACUAUGGCGAUGCUUUUAAGCAAUGUCAAUACAAAGAGAAUUUGCCUAAGUAUUUUUAUUUCCAGGAAGUGCUUCCUGUCCUCGCCGCCAAGCACUGUAUGAUGCAGGCCACCGCAGAGCUGCACCAGUCAGCCUUGGCCAAUCAGAAGAAAAAAUUCGGAGAGGAGAUCGCUCGGCUGCAGCACGCCACAGAGCUGGUGAAGACCGCGGCUUCUCGAUACGAUGAGUAUGUUAAUGUAAAGGACAUCUCAGAUAAGAUCAGUCGUGCCCUCACAGCUGCAAAGAAAGACAAUGACUUCAUUUACCAUGACCGUGUGCCAGAGGUCAAAGACCUGGAGCACAUUGGCAAAGCAUCUUUGGUCAAAGCAACUGCAAUUCAGACACCACUGAGCCAGAAGUUCUCAGAUCUGUUUGAGAAGAUGGUGCCGAUGGCAGUGCAGCAGUCAGUGAGUGCAGCCAAUUCCAGGAAGGCUGACACAGUCAACAGACUGAUUGGCAGCAUGAGGGAAGCAACGAAUCUCUGCAACGGGGUGUUGGCGUCUUUGAACCUGCCGGCCGCACUAGAAGAUCUGUCAGGAGACUCAGUUCCUCAGUCCAUCCUUGAGAAGAGCCGUGCUGUUGUUCAGCUGGGCGGCCUACAGAGCAUCGAACAGCUUAUUAAAGAUCUCCCUGAACUACUGCAGAGGAACCGUGAGAUCCUGGAUGAGUCCUUCAAGAUGUUAGAUGAUGAGGAAGCAACAGACAAUGAACUCCGAGGCAAAUUCAAUCAGCGCUGGAACAGAACUCCCUCUGGAGAUCUGUAUAAAUCACUCAGAGCAGAGGGAAAUAAUUUUCGCAAUAUACUGGACAAGGCAGUACAGGCUGAUCAGGUGGUGAGAGAGCGUUACACUGCACAUUGUGAGAUGAUUACUUUGCUCUGCAAGCCAGAGAAUGAGCUCAGUGCCGCCAUACCGUCUGCCAACCCUGCCAAGACUCUGCAGGGCAGUGAGGUGGUAAACGUGCUGAGAGCUCAGCUGGCACAGCAGGAAGAGGUGAAGAGGGAACGGGAAGUUCUGGAGGGAGAGGUGAAGUCGGUGACUUUUGAUAUGACAACAAAGUUCCUUACGGCACUGGCUCAAGAUGGCGCCAUUAACGAAGAGGCUCUGACCACCAAUGAGCUGGACACACGUUACGGCUCUCACACACAACGUGUUCAGCAGAAUUUACGCAGACAGGAGGAACUGCUGUCACAGAUACAGGUGUCUCACCAGGAAUUUUCUGCACUCAAGCAGUCCAACUCUGAGGCUAAUAACAGAGAGGAGGUCUUGAAGAAACUCGCCUCAGCCCACGAUAGCUACAUAGAGAUAAGCUCCAAUAUCAAAGAGGGCACUAAAUUCUACAAUGAUCUGACAGAAAUCCUGUUAAAGUUUCAAAAUAAGUGCAGCGACAUUGUCUUCGCUCGCAAAACUGAGAGGGAUGAACUGCUCAAGGAGCUGCAGCAGAGCAUUGCUCGUGAGCCGAGCGCUCCUUCAUUCAGCGUCCCAUCAUACCAGUCCAACACUCCUGCUCCUGCCUCAGGAGGCCCGACCCCUGCGCCCAGGACUGUGUUUCAGCAGCCUCAGGCUAAACCCCAGCCGCCAGCGAGACCGCCACCCCCUAACGUCACUCCUCAGGCGGCCAGUACUUCAGCUCCAGUCAGUGCUCCAGUGGCUCCCAGCAGCACUAAUCCCCCACCUGUUGCACCACCCUCACAGGCUCAAGGACCACCCUACCCCACUUAUCAAGGCUACCCAGGGUAUUACCAGAUGCCAGUGGCCUAUAACCCCUAUGCAUACGGGCAGUUUAAUAUGCCGUACAUGCCCUAUCAAGCCCAGGGGCAGGCUGGAUACCCCGGAGCCCCUCCUGCACAGCAGCCCUACCCCUAUCCUCAACAACCACCACAGCAACAGCCCUACUACCCCCAACAGUAGAGCGCACCUCUCGCUACUACAGCCACACUCAUUCCUGUAAACUAGCACUCCUCUUACUGCACUUAACUAUUAACACUCACACUCGCUCUCUACUUAACAUCUGGCUUUAUCUAGGCGGGGUUUAGAACACAGGCCCCGUCUCCCUCUUUGUGGGUGGACUUUUAGGCCAAGGUUCACAAAGCAGGUGUGCUCGUCAAGGGAAGAUCUGAUCUCUGUCUCUCUCUUUCUCUCUGUUUUACCCUCUAGCCCAAAGUGAAGCUGCUGGCUGCCUGCCACUGCUUAUAUCUUAUUUUUGUAAUGAAUACUGACAUAUAAUCUCAUGCAAGAGCUGUUGAUUUCUUACCUUGAUGAUGAUGAUUUAAUUGCUGGGAGAAAGACCAUGGUUCUGUCUUACUGUAACCCUAGCUGUAUCAUUAUACCUCCUUCUGUUCAGUCUACAAUCAUCGCUUAGGGAAAGGAACAGUUAUACUGCUUGGAGAAUGGAUUUGUCACUAAAAAUAAUUCAUUUUUGUGUUUCUAUUGUUUUCAUGUGAUUAAAACCUGUCUGAUAUUAAAGAUGGUCUUUUUA